This is a messenger RNA of Portunus trituberculatus (swimming crab), 1216 nucleotides long. Its product is annotated as secreted protein C-like. The transcript is spliced from 7 exons. Gene Ontology annotation, cellular component: nucleus; Ino80 complex. Gene Ontology annotation, biological process: chromatin remodeling. Bases 162 to 1082 code for a protein of 306 amino acids. Lineage: Eukaryota; Metazoa; Arthropoda; Malacostraca; Decapoda; Portunidae. The record is from RefSeq and is a predicted model, not a curated record.
GUGUAAACAAACUUGGCACAAUCUUUACUUCCGCUCCGCAGCGUGGCUUGGCUGGCUCUCCCUGACUUUCCCUCGCUCUCCCGUACUCUCCCCAAGGCGGCGACGCUCAGCUGGCAGUGGUGGAGGCGGAGGCUGAUGAAAUAAACAAAAUAGAGGUCAGCAUGCCAGUGCAGACAGAUGGCCCUGAAGACUACAAGGCCAAGUACAAGACACUGAAAAGGAAGCUCAAACUACUGAUCUACGAGAAUGAGUGCUUUCAGGAGGAGCUACGUAAGGCCCAGCGUGCCCUCCUGCGGGUGCGACGAGACAAAUCCUUUCUUUUGGACCGCCUUCUGCAGUACCAGCGUGGCCCUGACUCUUCCUCUGACUCUGAACAAACGGAGGACUCAGAUGUGGAGGUGGAUGCCAAGGGAGACCAUAAGAGCUGCAGGAAGCGUCUAAGUUUGGAAGGGGCAACACCAGGGUCCUCUUCCUCCCAGACACCCCCCUCUAAACCCCCCUCCAAGAAGAAGAAGACCAGCAGUGGAGGAGGAGGAAGUGGAAGUGGAGGAGGGAGUGGAACAGGAACAUCAGGAGGAGGCGGAGGAGGAGGAGGAGGAGGAGGAAGUAGUAGCAGUAUUGGGAAGACUAAUAAGCAGAGUGGGAAGCAGAUACCUGGCAUUGUUGGCGUCGGCAGCAGCAGUAGCAGCAGCACCAGCAGCAGUACAGCCGCAGUGAUACAGGUGGGGCCGGGCGGAAGCAUUACCUCAGCUGCCACCAACCCCACUAUGAGGAAGUUAACCGCAGCCCACCUCUCCACCACCUCCCUUCAUCCACAGGGUGUGGUGAGGCGCACUGUGGGUCCUGGGGGCAGCGCGGUGGUCCAGGGGCACACCAGUGAUGGGCAGCUGAGCAGGGAGGAGGUGGAGAGGCGACUGGCAGCUCGACAACCCCUGAGUGACUUCACCACCACCACGCCCUCCCUUACCCUGCCCAACCAACUCUUCUCCGACAAUAUCAUGGAAGGUGACUUCAUGGAGGAGGAGGUGGAAACAUCGCCCAGCAACAUUGAAGAUGAUGUCACAGUGGAUAACUAUGACUAGAGAGAGAGAGAGAGAGAGAGAGAAUUAUAAUGGUGAAUAGAUUAAUAAAGUUAAGUAGAUUUAUGUGUUUCUUUUCUUAUGCCAGAUUUCGUAACUAAAAGCAAUAAAUAAAUAAAUAAAUGAUACUUAUACUA